Molecule: messenger RNA, 2712 nt
Organism: Diversispora eburnea
Lineage: Eukaryota; Fungi; Glomeromycota; Glomeromycetes; Diversisporales; Diversisporaceae
Source: the annotation of a GenBank genome assembly
AUGAAACAAAAAAAUAUUUUAUUAACGAUAGGCGAAGAAGAUUCGCCAGUUAUCAAAAUCUGGGAUCUCGAUAAACAAGACAAAUCAAAAGGUACACCUACUUGUCAACGUACAAUUAAAGUAAAUCACGGGGGAAAGCCACAUCCGGUUUCAACGUUAGCUGUGUUAGAAAACUUGGGACAGAUUGCUGUUGGGUUGGCAAAUGGAGUAGUUGUAUUAAUUAAGGGUGAUCUGUAUAGAGAUCGUUAUACAAAGCAAAAAGUUAUUCAUGAAAGUCUUGGAUUUAGAGAGUACAACAAGAAUGUCAUGCUAUUUAUUGUGACAACCAGCAAAAUUCUGACUACUGUGACUAUGACUAAGUCACCCGUUGUAAGUUGUGAUUUGGGUUGUGCUGUAAUGAGUGAUACAACACAUGAAAUGGUUGUCGCAAAAGAUGAGGCAAUUUAUUUUUAUGGACCUGAAGGAAGAGGACCAUGCUUUGCAUACGAUGGUGCAAAAUCAUCCGUGACUUGGUUUAAAUCAAAUCUUAUUAUUGUCUCCCCACCUGUCUCUCAACCAACCAGAUUAACCACUGCAUCACGUUCCGGAAAUUCUUCGCAACCAUCUGUUCCUUAUGAAUUCACCAAAGUAACCAUAUUUGAUACCGCAAACAAAUUUAUCGCAUACAUGGGAACAUUUUCUCAUGGCGUACGAACAAUUACAUGCGAAUGGGGCGGAAUAUAUAUUCUCGGAAUGGACGGAAAGUUAUACCGUCUGGAAGAGAAAGAUACCCCAACGAAACUAGAAAUACUGUUCAAAAAAAAUUUAUAUUCGCUUGCAAUUAAUCUUGCACAUAGUCAAAAAUAUGAUGAUGCAAGUAUCGCCGAAAUUUUUAAGAAAUACGGCGAUCAUUUAUACAGCAAAACAGAUUAUGACGGAGCAAUGGCACAGUAUAUUCGAACAAUUGGUCAGCUUGAACCAUCUUAUAUCAUUCGAAAGUUUUUGGAUGCACAACGCAUCCAUAAUCUGGUCAAUUAUCUUCAGGAAUUGCAUUCUAAAAGUCUCGCUAAUGCAGAUCAUACCACUCUGUUGUUAAAUUGUUAUACCAAGUUAAAAGAUGUAGCUCGUCUUGAUCAAUUUAUUAAGACAGAUAACGAGCUUCGUUUUGAUUUAGAAACUGCUAUAAAAGUGUGUCGACAAGCGGGCUAUUAUGAACAUGCUGUAUAUUUGGCAAAAAAAUUUCAAGAAUACGAUUUAUAUUUAAAAAUACAAAUAGAAGACGUUAAAGAGUAUGAGAAUGCAUUAGAGUAUAUUCGUAAAUUGGGAUCCCAUGAGGCGAACAGCAAUUUGCAAAAAUAUGGAAAAAUUCUCCUUAAUCAUCUUCCACAACCUACGACGCAACUCCUUAUUGAUUUGUGUACUGGUGACUUAUCUUCAACUGGUCAACGUGCACGAUCUCCUGAAGUGAAAGUGAAAGUGAAUGAUACGGUUGCAGCGGCAACACCCACUUCUACCUCACCAGAACCACAAGCUUCCACUUCUCGACCUCCUAAAGAGCGAAUCGGUGUUGCUUAUAGACCUCCCCCUGUGCGCACAUUCAUGUCAUUAUUUGUUGAUCAACCUAAUUAUCUUAUUCAAUUCUUGGAACAAGUUUCGCAAAAACGUUGGGGUGGAUUUGGUUCGGUUCGAAAACCUUCACAAGCUGAAAUAAUAAAGAAUGAUGCCAAUAUUUCAGAUGAAAGCGAUGAUUUAAAUGUAGAAGAAAGUUCUGUUGAUGAUUAUGAUCCUGAAACCGAAGAAAAAAAAGCUGUAUGGAAUACACUUCUGGAGCUAUAUUUAUCUGAGGCUUAUUUGCCAGUAGUUUUAUCCGGAAAAGAUUCUAAAGGAAGAAAGUACGGAGCACCUGGAACCUUUUCCGUUUCUACUGAGACUGACCGUGUAAAAGAGAAAUUACUUAGAAAAGAAAAAGCCUUACAAUUAUUGAAAGACAACGAAGUCGCAUAUGAUACGAAUCAAGCUCUUGUACUUUGUUAUUUAGCACAAUUUGAUGAGGGUAUUGUUUAUCUUUACGAAAAAAUGAAGAUGUACGAAGAAAUAUUGAGGUUUUAUAUGGCCAAAGACAAUACCGAAAAAGUUAUACAGGCAUUAAAAAGAUAUGGGGCUCAGGAUCAAGCACUUUAUCCAUUAACCUUAACAUAUUUUUCAUCAUCUCCAAAAACAUUGGCUUCAUCUACACAUGAACUUUUGGAAAUUCUUAAUUAUAUUGAUUCACAUAACUUAUUACCACCAUUACAAGUCGUUCAGGCUCUUAGUAGAAAUUCUGUGGCGACACUUGGAAUGGUCAAGGGAUAUAUGGGAAAGAGGAUUGAGAGUGAAAGGAAAGAAUCUCAAGUGGAUCAUAAGUUAAUACAAAGUUAUCGUGAGGAAACGGAAAAAAGAAAGAAAGAGAUUGUAAACAAGUGUACUGGUUGUCGUGGAUCACUCGAUUUACCUGCCGUGCACUUCUUAUGUAAACAUUCAUUCCAUCAACGCUGUUUACCUGAGUCUGAUCGUGAAUGCCCACAAUGUGCUAUCCAAAAUCGUAUGAUUUUUGAAAUAAGAAAAUCACAAGAGAUUAAUGCGGAUAAACACGAAUUAUUUUUCGAACAGUUGAAGGACGCGGACGAUGGUUUCAGUGUCGUAGCUGAUUAUUUUUCUAAAAAUACUAUGGCUUUUGCUAAAUUAAUUGAUUAA